AAAGAACAGCAGCAAGCAGCCUCCUUUUCCCUUGCUUUGCCAUCUGCACUGCUUUGCGCCCCCCUCAAAAACCCUAAUUCCUCACAAUUCUCAGAAUCCUAGAAAAACCCUAAUUUAUAACCGCAAUCAUAUUUCGUCUCGAGAAAGAGAGCCCUCCUUUGGAGCUCCAUCUCUCCAAUAAACAAGCGAACACCUCAAACUCAGCUUGAAGAUAGCUACAACACUGAUUGCUGAACAGGGUUCUAAAUUGAGGUGAUUUUGGAGAUUGAUAUUGGUAACAUCAUGGCCAUCCAAACUAGUCUUCGUCUUAUUUCUUACUCACAAGAGCUUGUAGAUGGACAGCCAUUGCAUGUUUCUUCAAACGGCAUUCCAAUCAAAGCUUUGAAAUUUGAACCAGCUGGGCAUGCUUUUCACACUGCUGCUUUAAAACUCCUUGGCUGGGAGGAGGAAGGCACAAAGACUGAAGAUCAGAAAGUGUCCAAUGACAAACAGCAAUCAUACAUGCCAUCAUCUGAAUCCUACAGCACCAAAGGUAAAAAGAAAUCUGGAUCUGGAGAUACGCAACAGGAUCACUAUGCCUUGUUGGGUUUAGGCCAUUUGAGAUAUCUUGCCACAGAAGAACAAAUACGGAAAAGCUAUCGUGAGGUUGCUUUGAAGUAUCAUCCAGACAAGCAGGCUGCUAUUCUUCUUGCCGAGGAAAGUGAGGCUGCAAAACAAGCAAAAAAGGAUGAAAUAGAGAGCCACUUUAAAGCAAUCCAAGAAGCAUAUGAAGCUUUGAUUGAUCCUGUGAAGAGAAGAAUAUAUGACUCUACAGAUGAGUUUGAUGAUGAAAUUCCCACUGACUGUGCCCCUCAAGACUUCUUCAAGGUGUUUGGUCCUGCUUUUAUGAGGAAUGGACGGUGGUCAGUUAACCAAACAGUCCCAUCUUUAGGUGAUGAGAAAACUUCUUUAAAAGAAGUAGAUAGCUUUUAUAAUUUUUGGUACAGCUUUAAAAGCUGGAGAGAGUUCCCUCAUGCGGAUGAAUUUGAUCUUGAAGAAGCCGAGUCUCGUGACCACAAGAGAUGGAUGGAGAGGCAGAAUGCAAAGCUUUCAGAAAAGGCAAGAAAGGAAGACUAUGCACGGAUACGUACUCUUGUUGACAGUGCCUAUAAGAGAGACCCAAGAAUAUUGAGGAGAAAGGAGGAGGAGAAAGCUGAGAAGCAAAGAAAGAAGGAAGCUAAAUUUUUGGCAAAAAGGUUGCAAGAAGAAGAAGCUGCAAGGGCUGCUGAAGAGGAGAAACGCCAGAAAGAAGAGGAGGAAAAACGUGUUGCUGAAGCUGCUUUACAGCAGAAGAAAUUAAAGGAGAAAGAGAAGAAGCUUUUGCGUAAAGAGCGGAGUCGCCUUCGAACUCUUUCAGGAUCUGUUCUGUCACAGUGUUUGCUCAAUCUUAGCGAGGCUGAUGUGGAGAAUCUUUGUAUGUCACUGGAUAUUGAGCAGCUUAGGAGUUUAUGUGAAAGGAUUGAAGGCAAAGAAGUGCUAGAGCAAGCAAAAGUACUGAGAGAUGCAUGUGGAUGUGAUCAUGAUUCUGGGAGCAGUAAACAAGAAGAGAAGAAGAUUUCGCAGCAGAAUGGCUCUUUGAACUCCAAUGGAAGUUCCCCAUCAAGCAGCUCCGGAAAGAAGGAGAAACCAUGGGGUCGAGAAGAAAUUGAGCUUCUGAGAAAAGGAACGCAGAAAUAUCCUAAAGGAACAUCGCGGAGGUGGGAGGUUAUUUCAGACUACAUUGGUACAGGAAGAUCUGUUGAAGAAAUUUUAAAAGCAACAAAAACAGUCCUCCUUCAGAAACCUGACUCCGCUAAAGCUUUUAAUUCUUUUCUUGAGAAGAGGAAACCUGCACAAUCCAUUGAAUCUCCCCUUUCAACUAGAGAGGAAACAGAAGGGGCAUCAACUGUUCAAGCACUUGAAAGUAGUGCUGCAAAGGUGGCUCAAGAAGAGUCUUCAAGUGACACGGACAAGCAGAAAACUGAUGAUGUGGUCACUGCAAAUGGGGUGUCUUCAAGUGCUGACCAAGAUGUGUGGUCUGCCGUGCAAGAAAGAGCUCUGGUUCAGGCUCUAAAAACGUUCCCAAAAGAAACCAGUCAACGUUGGGAGCGGGUUGCUGCUGCUGUUCCUGGGAAAACUAUAAACCAGUGCAAGAAAAAAUUUGCUUUGCUGAAGGAGAGCUUUAGAAACAAGAAAAACACAGCAUAGUCUGUUGUCGGGUGUGGCUUUAAGGUAGUUAAAAAAAUUAAAGAUGUGCGUGAGGAGGUAUAAAUCUUUAUCCCUUUGAGAUCCCAUUCUUUCUCUCCCUAGAUAAGAAGCAGUGAAGCUACUACAUGUGACAGCAAUUUCUUUCCCUAGUUUUGACCCUUUGGCUUUUGCCAUCAUGCCUCACAUGUUUCGUUUAACAUUUUCAGAGGGGGAGCCAUUAGAUGGAAAUUUUUGUGUGUAUUCAUUUUCAGCUGAAGCUGCUCCAUGUUUUAGAGACGUAUUAGCAUGUGCUUCUUUUUAGAUCAUGCCUUAUUUACAGAAUUUUAGUUGCAUUACAUUUAUCGAGAGCACGAGAACAUCUGUAUAAAGAAUUAGAAGAGCAAUCCCACCUCGAGUAGAUUUUAUCUGGUGGAUCUUUAUCUAGGUGGGUUAGUCUACUUUGUCUUGUACAAUUUUGAUUUAUUUAAAUAAAAUGAAAUUUGGAGA
This is a messenger RNA of Populus nigra (black poplar), 2712 nucleotides long. RefSeq lists its product as uncharacterized. Gene Ontology annotation, biological process: regulation of translational fidelity; 'de novo' cotranslational protein folding. The coding region runs from base 283 to 2226 and encodes 647 amino acids. Gene Ontology annotation, cellular component: cytosol. The record is from RefSeq and is a predicted model, not a curated record. Gene Ontology annotation, molecular function: ribosome binding; Hsp70 protein binding. Lineage: Eukaryota; Viridiplantae; Streptophyta; Magnoliopsida; Malpighiales; Salicaceae. The transcript is spliced from 2 exons.